AUGUUGAAAGUACACAUUCCGUGCCCUCCUCAAAGCGCAAAGAAGUACAAAAGGUUCGAUUGGUUUAAAGUGGUGCGAGUUUUCUAGGCUAGUUAAAGAGAGUAAUGAAGAAAAAAAAUUGAUGCAAUAAAGGAUUGUUUUGGACAACCUAUUGAAAAUCACUCCAACAUAAUGUGUAUAAACUAAGAAUUACACUGACUUACGGGCUUUUCCUUUACCAGCUUCCACUGUGGCACAAACCAUCCAAGCAGCACCAAUCAGAAUCAUAGCAAUCUUCAUUGUGGAUAAGUGUCUUCUUUUGCACCUCAAAAAUUAAGCUUCUUAUAGAGUAAACUCUUCUCUCACUCAGAUCUGCUGUGAAAUUUGCUUGUAUAUCGUUCAGUAUAUAUUAGACUAAAAAAUAUAAAUAUUAAAAAGAAAGUUCAUAAACCUUUUAUUCCCAAGCAGCAGGAUAUAAAAUCAAAACCAGUCACCGUUCGUUUAAUCUUGUUUUUUAAAAAAAAAAAAUCUGCGCCGCCCUGUCCAGCUUGUAGCUGUCUGGCUUGGCGAUUUCAAAAGAAGUUUCCUUGUUUUAUUCUUUUCAGUUGGGGGUAAAAGUCUCAUUGGACAAUUUUUUAAUCAAUUUUUUAAAUUUGUUUUUGUUUUAUAGAUAAUUUUUAAAAUUUUUGUUUUAUUAAUUUUUAAUAACUUUUUUAAUUGAUUUUUUCAAAUUUUUUUUAAAAAAAUUUUUACAAUUAUUUUUUAAUCAAUUUUUUCAAAUUUUGUUUUAAUUAUUUCUUAGAUGUUUUUUUAAUUUUUUUUAAUUUUAAAUUUAUUGUUUGUAUAAUUUUUCAAUUUCGUAAAUUAUUUUUUUAAAUAAUUUUUUUAAACGAUUAUUUUGAAAUUUUUUAAAAUAAUUUUUUAAAAAAACAUUAUAAAAUUAUUUUUUUAAAACUGAACUAGUGAGCAACACUCUAUGAUCAAUAGUUGUAAAGCUUCUUCAUUCUCCGACGCGUUUCGUCUAAUUGUCGUAGACUUGUUCAGGGAGUAUUACAAGUUAAAACUAAAAGCCUGUAUUUAUAAGUCAUAGCUUGCGGCUACACGCGGAGCAGCCACCAUAAAGACUUGGCCGGACAUACGAAUAGGAACAGGAGUCUCAUUCUGUUUAGGCUGGAGCAGGAGAAGCUCGCCAGCUGCUGUGCGAUGUCAUGGCGCCAAGAGCUGGUAAACCAUUAUUCCAAGCGGUCGUAGAUCAUGAGCAGAAGUUCAAGACAGGUUUCGAAUGACAGCCUUCGAUACCUUUUAAAAUCCUGAGUAUUUAUGCUAAUAGAUUUUCAGCCAACGCACUUAAACACAUACAUCAGCCAUUUGAAAAUCAGAGCAGAGUUUUUGUACAGCGUCGGUAAUGCACGCAUUGAAACCACACCAGCUUCUCCUGCUCCAGCUUGA
Pocillopora meandrina is the source of this 1428-nucleotide messenger RNA. The record is from the annotation of a GenBank genome assembly. NCBI's taxonomy places the organism in Eukaryota, Metazoa, Cnidaria, Anthozoa, Scleractinia, Pocilloporidae.